AUGUAUUCAGGUUGGUCACCAUUUUUGAGAGAGAAGUUUUGGAAGAAAGAGUUAGUAGGGAGGGGUGUGGAUAGAAGAUUUGAAGAGAAGAAGUUGGAGGGGUCAGGGAGGACAGUUGAGUUAGCUUGUGGGAAUAGAAAAGGCAUUUGUUGGGUUGAAAAUAUCUUUAUUAAACUAGAGAAGGAUAUGAAGAAGUGGGAUGCUGAGUUUGUGAAGGUUGAUCAGGAUACACUUUUUGAUCUUAUUUUGGCUGCCAACUACUUGGACAUCAAGAGUCUGUUGGAUCUUACAUGCAAGACUGUGGCAAGCAUGAUGGAUGGUAGGAAACCGGAUGAGAUUCGCAGGACUUUCAACAUUAAGAAUGACUACACUAAGGAGGAAGAACAGGAAGUUUGUCGCGAAAAUCAGUGGGCUUUUGAAUGA
Molecule: messenger RNA, 423 nt
Organism: Vicia faba (fava bean)
Lineage: Eukaryota; Viridiplantae; Streptophyta; Magnoliopsida; Fabales; Fabaceae
Source: the annotation of a GenBank genome assembly